AUGUCAAUUCAGUCCACGCUCUCGAAGAAGCAUAAAUCGAAGAUCAAAUCCUCCAUCCCCAAACCCUCCAACAAGAUCCUGGAUGCAAGUUCGGCUUCGGUUUCGCCCGAUGAACGCGAGGCGGAAGUCCUUCACAGCAAAGUAUCGACGGCGCGCGAAAAGAGCGAGAGGCCAGGCAAGGCAAGUGCUACAUUUGUAGAGCCGCAGUGCAAAGCCCCAGGAAAUGCGGUGGGAGGCUUACCCUCGCCGAAUGCCGGGCUGUCGUGGACGGCGCUCUUGAACCAGCUGCAGGUGAUACGUGUGGACAAAAGCAUCAUUGGGCAUGACGUCGCGCAUCCUCCUGCCUCUGUUCCGCCGCCCCCUCCUGCCCUACGGACUCGUUCCGACGAGAACCUCAGUGCUGGAGCGGGCGGUGGGUCAGAGGAUCAAGAAUGCCAUCGAAAACAGUAUCGAAGCCAUCCCGGAACUCGUCAAGAAUGUGCUCACGACGUGCCCUGGUGUAUCAAUGCCGCCGUGUCCCACCCUACCCGCCGGCUCUGA
Molecule: messenger RNA, 540 nt
Organism: Gloeophyllum trabeum ATCC 11539
Lineage: Eukaryota; Fungi; Basidiomycota; Agaricomycetes; Gloeophyllales; Gloeophyllaceae
Exons: 3
Coding region: 1-540 (179 amino acids)
Source: RefSeq, a predicted model, not a curated record